GUUGACUGCUUUACCCCAGCACCUAGAAUCCGUAUUCUUUUAUUUCUCAAAUACCCUGUAGACCUCGUCAGGAGCAAACGAAACGAUCGAGAGUCCAUACGUAUACGACUACCUUCCUAGACACGUAAUUCAUCAUGGCGCCCAAGAAGAAAAUUGCCGUCAUGACGUCCGGCGGCGACGCCCCGGGCAUGAACGCAGCUGUUCGUGCCAUUGUCCGCAUGUCCAUACAUCUGGGUUGCGACGCAUUCUGCGUCUACGAAGGAUACGAGGGCUUGGUGCAAGGAGGAAAAUUCAUCAGGCAAAUGCAAGCAGAGGAUGUCCGCGGCUGGCUCUCCGAGGGCGGAACCCUGAUUGGUACGGCACGGUGCAUGGCGUUCUACGAGCGACCCGGACGUCUCACCGCGGCCAAGAACAUGGUUCUCAACGGCAUUGAUGCACUUAUCAUCUGCGGUGGAGACGGUUCUCUGACGGGUGCCGACAAGUUCCGCGCUGAGUGGCCAUCGUUGCUGGAGGAGCUUGUGAGCAAGGGCGAGCUGAAGAAGGAGCAGAUCACCCCGUACCAGCACCUCAACAUCGUUGGACUUGUGGGCUCGAUCGACAAUGACUUGUCUGGGACGGACGCAACGAUUGGUUGCUACUCAGCUCUGUCUCGAAUUUGCGAGAUGGUCGACUACAUCGAGGCCACAGCUGCGUCGCAUUCCCGAGCUUUUGUGAUCGAGGUCAUGGGAAGGCAUUGUGGAUGGCUCGCACUGCUCGCAGGAGUUGCCACUGGAGCUGACUUCAUCUUCAUCCCGGAGCACCCUCAGGAGGGCAACUGGAAGGAGGGGAUGUAUGCCGUAGUGGAAAAGCACCGAAAAUUGGGCAAGCGCAAGACCAUCGUGAUUAUCGCCGAGGGUGCCAACGACCGCAGUGGCAAGAAAAUCACACCUGAGGAAGUCAAGGAUUUGUUGGCAGACAAGAACGGUCUGGCAUUGGAUACAAGAAUUACUACACUGGGACACGUCCAGCGUGGUGGACGUGCGGUUGCCUACGACCGUAUCAUUGCAACACAGAUGGGUGUGGAGGCUGUCAGGGCUGUCAUCGAGGCAACACCCGAGACAGAGACUUGCUUUAUCGCCGUAAACGAAAACAAGAUUGUCCGCAAGCCUUUGAUGCAGGCAGUGAAGGAUACGAAGAAGGUGGCUACAGCGAUUGAGGCUCAAGAUUUCGACCAUGCUAUGUCGCUUCGGGAUUCCGAGUUCGCAGAACAGUACCAAUCCUUUCAAAUCAUGACCACUCCAGAACCGGCCCUGCUUCUGCCAAACGAGAAGCGUAUGAAAAUUGCCUUCAUCAACGUUGGUGCUCCAGCAGGUGGCAUGAAUGCAGCCAUACGCGCUGGUGUAUUGUGGUGUCAAGCCCGUGGUCACGAGGCCAUUGCUAUUCAUAACGGUUUUGCGGGAUUCGCGAGGCAUCAUGGCGACAAGCCCCUUGGCGCCGUUCGGCCGUUCGAUCGUCUUGAGGUGGACGGAUGGGCAAGCAGGGGUGGAUCAGAGAUCGGCACGAACCGAGAAGUACCCAGCCAGUCAGGUAUGGAACUGAUCGCGAAACUGAUUGGGCAGUACGAAUUUGAUGCAUUGUUUGUCAUUGGUGGGUUUGAGGCCUUCCAGGCCGUUUCGGAGCUCCGGAUGGCACAAGAGCAGUACCCUUCACUCCGAAUCCCCAUGGCUUUGCUGCCCGCGACCAUUUCCAACAAUGUUCCGGGUACCGAGUACUCACUUGGCUCCGAUACGGCCCUGAACGCCUUGGUAGACUACAGUGACAUGAUCAAGCAGUCGGCGGCAGCCACAAGGCGACGUGUCUUCGUCAUCGAGACGCAGGGUGGCAAGUGUGGUUACUUGGCUACAUUGGCCGGUAUGGCCUGUGGCGCAAGUGCUGUUUACACCCCCGAGGAGGGGAUUAGCCUCGACAUGCUGGCUGCAGAUGUAACCCACCUCAAGAAGAUCUUUGCGCAUGACAAGGGACAGUCACGGGCCGGCCGUCUUGUUCUUGUCAACGAGAAAGCCAGCAACGUUUACAACGCCAAGCUCAUUGCCGAUAUCCUCCGUGAGGAAGCUCACGGCAGAUUUGAGGCGCGCGACAGCAUCCCCGGCCACGUGCAACAGGGUGGUGUACCCUCUCCGAUGGAUCGCUCGAGGGCUGUUAGACUCGCCAUCAAGUGUAUUCAGCAUCUGGAGCAGUAUGGUCCGAAGCCGCAUGAAAAGGUCAAGGCGGACCCCAGGAGCGCCGGUGUCAUUGGAAUUCGCGGUGCUGAUGUCGUCAUGACGCCGAUGAAGGAUGUAGAGGACAAGGAGACUGACUGGCCAAACCGGCGUCCCCUGAACGCUUUCUGGACCGAGUUGAAGGAAAGCGUCGAUAUUCUAGGCAGCAGAGGCCCUUACCCAAGGCCUGAGCCCACUUUGAAGGGGCUCAAGGCUAAAGAUGUCAAACGUGGACUGGAGUAGGAAACAAACCCGUCCGGUUAUUUGAACAUCCGCUCCAUGUUACUUGCUUGGCUUGGCGUGCUGAUUCCUGGUGGUGUGCCUAAAAACACUGCAGGCACAAAAAUCUAACUGAAGCAUGGUUUAAUGACAAUAUGAAGUUUGGAAAUCAUAUCUUAUUCCCCUUGGCUCAGAUUGGCGGCUUUUCUUGACAUCGGACUUGGCUUGAGAUUUCUGAAUUGCGAUGAGCUUAAUUGUUCUCUUUUUGUGAAUGUUGUUGCCCUACACACCCGCUUAUGCGCACGCGAACUUGGCGUCUCUUCAAUACAACCUCGUCUCUGAAUUUUAACCCAUUAUCUGUUGUCCUGUCGGUAUAGAUACGAAAAUACGUCUUUAUCGCUUCCUUUCUCACAAUUUUUCACACGGCAAGGGAAUCCGAAGUUCUGACAAGUGUCUUACUCAGCGUGCACCCGAGAGAAGUCUUCGUGUGGCUGGCAUGUUUUCUCCACUCCCAUUGGACUGGUGAUCUGCAAUCGUAUGGAGUACGAUGGCUUCACCGAUGCAGGUUGUGUUUUCCUUGUCUUACAAGUCGUUUUUGCUGACUAUAUUUUGCUCUUCUUUUUGAAUUUAUCGUCUUUUGAACUUCUCGGGACUAUGUUCUAGUUAUCCAUGGGAAGACGGAAGCCGAGCAGUCCGUGGCAACAAAUGACGACAAGUUUGGAUGUCUGGAUAAUCUUCCUUCUUGUCCCAUUCACAUGUUUUCUCAAUCUCGAGGGACGAGGGCGUGGGGUCCUCUUAUGCGCGCCGCUGUGGGGUUGAGCAAAGCCCAGCGUUGCAAUUUUCGUGAUAUCCUUACCCCGUGUCCUAUUUGCUUCAAAGCAACUCAUUGGUGUACUCGUAAACACAAUUUCUCUCAUCAAAUGGCAUCAUUCCUCC
Pyricularia grisea is the source of this 3392-nucleotide messenger RNA. RefSeq lists its product as uncharacterized. The record is from RefSeq and is a predicted model, not a curated record. Bases 135 to 2480 code for a protein of 781 amino acids. Gene Ontology annotation, biological process: fructose 1,6-bisphosphate metabolic process; canonical glycolysis; fructose 6-phosphate metabolic process. Gene Ontology annotation, cellular component: 6-phosphofructokinase complex; mitochondrion; cytoplasm. Lineage: Eukaryota; Fungi; Ascomycota; Sordariomycetes; Magnaporthales; Pyriculariaceae. The transcript has 3 exons. Gene Ontology annotation, molecular function: AMP binding; 6-phosphofructokinase activity; identical protein binding.